Molecule: messenger RNA, 723 nt
Organism: Trichoplusia ni (cabbage looper)
Lineage: Eukaryota; Metazoa; Arthropoda; Insecta; Lepidoptera; Noctuidae
Exons: 1
Coding region: 1-723 (240 amino acids)
Source: RefSeq, a predicted model, not a curated record
AUGCAAAAGAAAAUAUGUUUGAUAUUGACAUUGGCUAUUUUUUAUUUGGCUGAAUCAUCGCCUGUCAAUCUAGGCGCUUUGGAAUUCGACAAUCUUGACACUGACCUCUCAGAUUUAAAAUACGAGGUCGAAGAGGAAGACUUGGAUGACUACUCGAAACUUCUCGACGAUGCCGCUGAAGCAGCUAAAACGAAUAGCAAAGACAGUGCAAAAACAAAAACGAACACAAAAACAUCUGGAUUCCAAAAGAAGAAUACGGAAAACAAAGGAGUUCAAAGCAAACACAAUAUUGGUGACUUAAAAAAGUUCUUCAAAGCUGCUGGGGUCCACGACCAAGGUGCUUACGACGAUGAUGAUAUUUACGCAUUGGCUGAAGGCAUCGCAGCAUCCGCGGUGGGCGCAGACGGAAAAGAAACCAGGACUUAUAAAAAGGGCACCAAGACCCGAGGGUUCCACAGGGUGCAUCAUAAAGAUGAGUACAAAAAGGACCAAGAGUUUUACGAAGAUGAUGAAACUAAUGGAACUGUGAAUAAAAUUGGCGCUAAAGCAUUGGGAAUUAAAAUAGGAGCAGGAGCUGGAUUCAAAAAGGGGCAUUUUCACCAUGAUCGCCAAAAGGGGAUUUACGGUGGGCAAGGGUAUUCAGACAAAGGAUUUUUGGAUAAACAGAUCAGUGGUUAUUCCAAUUCUGAGGGAUUCGAUGGAUCUUUUAGUAAUGAAAGCUAA